AUGGCGAAAGCUAAGCAACAGAAAUCUAAGCUUAAGAAACAACCGCAUCAGGUGAAGAAGAAGAAGCAAGGCAAAGAUUGUGAUCCCUCUCAGUUUCGUGCUCAGCUUGACGCCUUAGGGCUUAAGAUCAUCCAAGUGACUGCAGACGGUAACUGUUUCUUCAGGGCACUCGCCGAUCAGUUACAAGGCAAUGAGGAUGAACACAGCCAGUACCGUAGCAUGGUUGUACAGUAUAUAGUGAAGAACCGUGAAAUGUUUGAGCCUUUUAUCGAAGAUGAUGUUCCGUUUGAUGAUUACUGUAAAAACAUGGACGAAGAUGGAACUUGGGCCGGGAAUAUGGAACUACAGGCAGCUUCUCUUGUCACACGCAGCAAUAUAUGUAUCCACAGGAACAUGUCACCGCGUUGGUAUAUACGCAACUUUGAAGAUGCUAGAACUCGCAUGAUCCAUCUGUCUUACCACGAUGGGGAACACUACAACAGUGUGCGCUUGAAGGAAGAUGCUUGUGGAGGAGGACCAGCCAAGCCCGUUGUAAUAGAGGCUGAUGCUAAAGUAUCAGCAGCAUCUAAACAAGCGAAAGCCACUGAGAGCAAGUCCAAAAACAGAGCUGAUAACUGUAAUGUGGAUGCUGUGGCAAUCAAAGUAGUCAUGUCGGGUAGUUGCUGUGACAAUGCUGAGAAAGCUGAACAGGUUCUAGUACAAGUAAACGGUGAUGUGGAUGCUGCGAUUGAUUUUUUGAUAGCGGAGCAAGGAAUGGAGUCUUUGACUGAAGACUUUUCAGAAACUGCAGAUAUCACAAAUCAGGAGGAAGCAAGUGAGAGUACCAUGGAAAGCACCAAGAAACCCAGAGAAGAAAUAAUGAAUGAGGAGGAAUCAGCUGGCUGCAGUAACAUCGAAACAGUCCAUGCCAAGUGCAGUUCACAGACCGAUGAUAAGAAAGUCCCGAGGAAUAAAUCGUGUCCAUGUGGUUCAAAGAAGAAAUACAAGUCCUGCUGCGGAACAGCAACUGGGAGAUCCUCGGUUAAGCUGUUAGUGAGCCAGACAAUGGAGUCGAAGAAGGGGAGAAAGAAUCUGAGGAGAGGAACAUCGAAUGAAGUUGAAACAAAUGUACCAGAUGUGGGUGCUCUUUGUAUAUAA
This is a messenger RNA of Thlaspi arvense, 1137 nucleotides long. The record is from the annotation of a GenBank genome assembly. Lineage: Eukaryota; Viridiplantae; Streptophyta; Magnoliopsida; Brassicales; Brassicaceae.